AUGUCUUCGGGCUCUGAAGACGACAAGCCGCUCGCCAAGGUCAACGGCCACGCCUCGGCGCCGACCAUCUCCAAGGCCGAUGAUCGUGCCAUGGACGCUGCUGAUUCCAAGGUUCAUAUGGCUCCCGUUGGUGUCUCCAUCCGUAAUGGCCCCGUCGACCAGGACAGGAUGGACAUCGACUCCUCAGUAAGCGGUCAGGCUAAGCGCAAAUCGCGGGCAUCCAUUGAUCAGUCCAUCAACUAUAAGGAUGACUCCAGUGAUGACGAAGCACCCUUGAUCGCCGCAAAGAAGGCCAAUAUCGAGAAGGAAGCCGCUAAGGAAGCCAAGAGUAUUCGUGCUGGUACCAAGGCCAAGAAGCCUGCUGCUAAGAAGGCCGUCAAGGAUGAAUCCUCCGAUGACGAACCCCUUGCGAAACCCACCAAGCGACAGGUCAACGGCACAGCUGCGAAGAAGACGAAUGGUGUGAAGAAGGAAGAGUCUGACUCGGAUGUGCCCAUCGCUAAGCGGGCGAAGAAGGCACCUGCCGCAAAGCCUGCUGCAAAGCCGGCUGCAAAGGCUGCCACGAAGGCUGCCCCGAAGGGCAAGGUUGCCGCUGUCAAGAAGUCCGUCAAGGAGGAAUCGAAGGACAUCACCGAUGAGGACGAUGAGGAAGAGGAGUAUAAGUGGUGGGAGGAGUCGGCAAAGAAGGAAGAUGACAGUAUCAAGUGGACCACCUUGGAGCACAACGGCGUCAUCUUCCCCGAGGAUUACCAGCGUUUGCCCAAGGACGUUAAACUGCUCUACGAUGGAACGCCGGUCGAACUCGAUAUCGAGGCCGAGGAAGCUGCGACCUUUUUCGGCUUCAUGCUUAACUCGACGGUGAAUGUUGAGAACCCAACUUUCCAGAAGAACUUCUUCAGGGACUUCAAGGAGAUCCUAGAUCGGACAGGUGGCGCCAAGGACAAGAAUGGCAAAAAGGUUGACAUCAAGGAAUUCGAAAAACUCGACUUCUCCCAGUUGUGGGCUUACAAAGAUGCUCAAACGAAGGCUAAGAACGCCCGGUCGUCAGCAGAGAAGAAGGCCGAGAAAGCCGAAAGGGACAAGAGGGACGCCCCCUAUCUAUAUUGCAAGUGGGAUGGGCGAAAAGAAAAGGUUGGUAACCCCAGAGUGGAAAUUCCAGGACUUUUCCGCGGUCGCGGUGAUCACCCCAAGACCGGGUGUAUCAAGAAGCGUGUUUUGCCAGAGCAAAUUACCAUCAACAUCGGCAAAGAGGCCAAGGUCCCAGAGCCGCCAGCUGGCCACAAGUGGAAGGCCGUUCAACAUGACAACAAGGCAACUUGGCUCGCGAUGUGGCAAGAGAACAUCAACGGACACUACAAGUAUGUGAUGUUGGCAGCAAACAGUACUGUGAAGGGCAAGGCCGAUUUCAAGAAGUUCGAAAAGGCCCGUGAGCUCAAGAAGUACAUUGAUCGCAUCCGUGCCGAUUAUACCAAGGAUCUCAAGAGCGAGGUCAUGGCUGACAGGCAACGCGCAACGGCCAUGUACCUCAUUGACAAGUUCGCUCUCAGAGCCGGUAACGAAAAGGAUACCGAGAACGAAGCCGAGACUGUCGGUUGCUGCUCUCUCAAGUACGAGCACGUCACCCUCAGGGAGCCCAACACUGUCAUUUUCGACUUCUUGGGCAAGGACAGUAUUCGUUUCUACAACGAGUUCACGGUCGAUCGCCAGGUCUUCAAGAACCUCAAAAUGUUCAAGAAGCCUCCCAAGGAGGACGGAGAUGACAUCUUUGACAGACUGACGACAACCCAACUCAAUAAGCACUUGUCGAGCUACAUGCCUGGGCUCACGGCAAAGGUUUUCCGUACUUACAACGCAUCGUACACCAUGUCCAAGCUGCUGCAGGAGCUCAAGGUGACGAAUGCCACUGUACAUGAAAAGGUUAAGCUCUACAAUGACUGCAACCGCCAAGUUGCUAUUCUUUGCAACCACAAGCGUACUGUCGGUGCUAGCCAUGAGCAGCAAAUGAAGAAACUUGUCGAGCAGAUCAAGGGUUUGCGAUACCAGAAAUGGCGGACAAAGAUGAUGAUGCUCGACCUUGACCCCAAGCUCAAGAAGAAGAAGGGUGCUGCCUACUUUGAGCUGGAUGAGGACUUGACAGAGGAGUGGGUCAAGUCUCAUCAGGAGUUCCUCGUUGAGGACCAGAAGGCCAAGAUCAACAAGAAGUUCGAAAAGGACAAUGAGAAGCGGAUAGCCGAUGGCGAGAAGCCUCUGCCUGCCAGCGAGCUCAAGGAGCGACUCAAGGCGGCAUCCGAGCUAGAAGCCAAGUUCAAGAAGGAGAACAAGACCAAGAAGGUCGAGGCUGAAGGCAAGGGUCCUUCUGUCGAGAAGCUGGAGGCAGCUCUUUUGAAGCUUGAUCAACGUAUCCAGACCCUGGAGCUCCAGUCCGCGGAUCGUGAAGGAAACAAAGAGGUUGCUCUUGGCACCUCCAAAAUUAACUACAUUGAUCCCCGUCUUACGGUCGUCUUCUCGGCCAAGUUUAAUGUGCCUAUCGAGAAGUUCUUCUCCAAGACGUUGCGCGAAAAGUUCAAGUGGGCUAUCGAGUCUGUCGGAAACGACUCGACGUGGGAGUUCUGAGGUUGGCCAAGCAUCGUCGUUCGAAUUCUGAAAAGUCAUUCAAACAAGCCGUUUCUAUAGACAACAACAUGAAUGUUCACGUUGUUAUUAUGCGCCUUUCACUCAAUCAUACACGGAAUAGCC
Molecule: messenger RNA, 2736 nt
Organism: Neurospora tetrasperma FGSC 2508
Lineage: Eukaryota; Fungi; Ascomycota; Sordariomycetes; Sordariales; Sordariaceae
Product: DNA topoisomerase I
Exons: 5
Coding region: 1-2613 (870 amino acids)
Biological process (GO): chromosome segregation; DNA replication; DNA topological change
Cellular component (GO): nucleolus; chromosome
Molecular function (GO): DNA binding; DNA topoisomerase type I (single strand cut, ATP-independent) activity
Source: RefSeq, a predicted model, not a curated record